Rhizophagus irregularis DAOM 181602=DAOM 197198 is the source of this 538-nucleotide messenger RNA. NCBI's taxonomy places the organism in Eukaryota, Fungi, Glomeromycota, Glomeromycetes, Glomerales, Glomeraceae. The record is from RefSeq and is a predicted model, not a curated record.
UGACGGUUUUGCCACAUACAUUAAGCAAUAUAUUCGGCGUAACCUGUCACACAUUUCAGAUGUGCUGUCUGAUCGACGAUCUUUUCACACUCAGCCUCAAACGCGUACUAUAGAAUACGACGUGUCUCAAUAAAUAUACAUGAGUCAAUUUCAGAAAAAAAGUAUAUAUAUCCUAUAUUUUUUUCAUACGUUUAAUUUUUUUGUAUGGUUAAAAUACUUUUUCGUACGUUUAUCUUAUUUUUUCGUACGUUUAUUUUUUAUUUCAAUAACUCGGCAACAAAAAAAAAGUUGUUCGUGCGUGAACAACUGUCAUUUGUCGAAAAAAAAGUUUUUUUUUUUUCUUUGGUCGGCAACUAAAUUCCUUAAGGGUGCAAGAAAAAAAAAAAAAUUUUUUAUUCUUCAACCAACAACUACUGUUUAAUACUAAAAAAACGUAUUUCUAGGUGAUUGAUUACCUAUCAUUUGGUUUUCAAUACUCUCAAAGACCAACGUGAUCUUCACUAUGACGACGAGAAGGUUUUGAUCGUUCAUGACCAGG